AUGCAGUAUAUGAAUACAGCCUCGGCCGUAGCAGCUGCUUCCGGUGCGGCUGUCGCGGACGAGGAGGAAGAACAAGCCCCACGGGGAAAUAUUCUCAAACUUUGGGGCAAUCAGCAAACUAUGAAUCUGAAUGCAAUGAUCUACACCAAUGUCACGCAAUCCCCAUACUUCAAGGCAAAUUUGAUUGAACUGAAAACCUAUCAUGAAGUGAUCGAUGAGAUAUACUAUAAGGUGGAACAUUUAGAACCGUGGGAAAGAGGUAGUCGUAAAGUCGGUGGUCAAACUGGUAUGUGUGGUGGUGUGCGGGGUGUCGGCGCCGGUGGGAUUGUCUCCACCGCAUAUUGUCUAUUGUACAAAUUGUUUACAUUGAAAUUGACUCGAAAGCAGUUAAAAGGUCUUCUUGAUCAUCCCGAUUCACCUUAUAUUCGGGCUUUGGGAUUCAUGUAUGUCAGAUACUGUUUACCUCCGGAUGAUUUCUGGUGGUGGUAUUCACCAUAUCUUGACGAUUCGGAGGAGUUGGAUGUGAAGGCUGGUGGUGGUUGUAUGAUGACUAUCGGCUCAAUGCUCGAACAUUGGCUUACAAAAUUGGAUUGGUUUACGACUUUGUUCCCACGCAUUCCGGUUCCCGUACAAAAGAAGUUGGAAGAGAAGUUGCGUUUGCGUCGCUGUCAAAUGAUGUUACAAAAUCCGCCUGCGCACGGCCCACAGGCCACCGAGGCUCGUCGACCGAUCAGCCAGAGUGUGCGUGAUGUACCCGAGGACGAUCGACGGAAACAUCAUAGCCAUUCGCAUAAAAGCAAGCAUGGAGAUCGUGAACGGCAUCGACACCAUGGUCACCGAUCCCGAUCGCGGUCCCACGAACGUCGCCGUUCUCGAUCACCUCGUCAUCGGGAAAGUUCGUUCGAACGUGAUCUGCGACGGGCACGCGAACGUCAGGAACGCGAUCGACGAAGAAGUCGAAGCUGA
Echinostoma caproni is the source of this 966-nucleotide messenger RNA. NCBI's taxonomy places the organism in Eukaryota, Metazoa, Platyhelminthes, Trematoda, Plagiorchiida, Echinostomatidae. The record is from the annotation of a GenBank genome assembly.